Messenger RNA from Stylonychia lemnae, 672 nucleotides. Lineage: Eukaryota; Ciliophora; Spirotrichea; Sporadotrichida; Oxytrichidae. The record is from the annotation of a GenBank genome assembly.
AUGGGUGCAAAUUUCUCAAACUUCAAUGAGAAGUCUCUUUAAUCAUUUAUACAUGGUGAGUAUGAAAAAGUCAAGGGUACUAAGAAGAGAGACUAUCUUGUGCUAAGUGACAUCAUUAGCAUCAAUCUACCUGAAGAUUAUCCAUUCAACUUCAAUCAUCUUGGAAAUCUGUUUUGCAUGGAUGCCAACAAGGAUGGAAGAUUUUCACAUGACGAUCUGAUGGAGUUUGCCUCAGUAGCUAUAAAGGAGGUCAAAAAGUACAAGCAGCAUGAGAUCAAUGCUUAGCUCUAAGCAUUCUGCACUUUGCAAAUGUGGACUACUGUGUGUGGCGAUGAAUCUAAAGAGAGUGACUUUGUUGCCUGGCUGAGUAGACUACUUUACGAGAAUUAAAGUGUGAAGUACUUUGAACCAUAAUUGGACACUCCCUUUAUCGGAGCUGAGACCAUUAAAGCUCUGUAUGAGAUUCUGAACAUGAGACAAACCCAUAACAUUGAAUUUCAAACCUUCUUUGCAUUGAUGUAGUAAAGUGGCGAAGAAAUGGGAUUAAUGAAUGUAGAGGAGGAGGAUUAGGAUGAUUAUGUGCCUUUGCCAGUGAUUUAGAUGUUCUCUAAGAACUUUAUCUAAGGCUUUUCUAGGUUAAUGAGUGAAAUUGGAUUCACCAAUCACAAUUGA